GUGUUUGUGUGGGAGAGGGAAAAAAACAACAGCAAAAAUGUCAACAUUUAUUUACUAAAUAAAUUACUAUUCAACUAUUAACAAAAUUGUACAAGUGUAAAUGAAAAUUAAAAUUAAAUUUCGGAGUAAAUAUCUAAAAAUAAAAAUAUAAUUUAAUAAGCAGAAUAAUUAUACUCCAAAAUAUUAAAAAAACAAGAAUAAAAUAAAAUGGAUUUCCAAAAUCGUGCUGGUGGUAAAACUGGAGGUGGUGGUGUAGCAUCUUGGUCAGAAAGUAACAGAGAUCGUCGUGAGCGUCUUCGUCAAUUGGCCCUUGAAACAAUUGAUCUUAACAAGGAUCCAUAUUUUAUGAAAAAUCAUCUUGGUUCAUAUGAGUGUAAACUUUGUUUAACACUUCAUAAUAAUGAAGGUAGUUAUUUAGCUCAUACACAGGGUAAAAAACAUCAAGCAAAUUUAGCAAGAAGAGCUGCUAAAGAAGCUAAAGAAGCACCACAAACACUUGCACCAGAAAAACCUAGAGUUGAACCAAAAAAAUUUGUUAAAAUUGGUAGACCUGGUUAUCGUGUUACAAAACAAAGAGAUCCAGAAAGUGGACAACAAAGUUUAUUAUUUCAAGUUGAUUAUCCAGAAGUUGCUGAUAGUGCUGUACCACGUCAUCGUUUUAUGUCAGCAUAUGAACAAAGAGUUGAACCACCAGAUCGUAAAUGGCAAUAUUUAUUAUUUGCUGCUGAGCCAUAUGAAACAAUUGCAUUUAAAGUACCAAGUAGAGAAGUUGAAAAAGCUGAAGGUAAAUUUUGGACAUAUUGGAAUAGAGAUACUAAACAAUUUUUCUUACAAUUUGCAUUUAAAAAUGAAAAACCAUCAAUUGGAAAAGUACCACCACCACCAGUACCACUUAUAAGACCUGGACAUGGUAAUCAAAUGAUGGGAGUACCACCACCACCAAGACCACCAAUGUUUAAUCCAGUACCACCACCUCCAUCAAUUCUUGCUGGUGGUAUGCAUAUACCACCACCUCCACCACAUCAUAAUAUUUAAUUAUCAUCAAUUUAUUAUCAAUUUUUCAUAAUAAAUUUUAAUUAUUUAACAAAAAAA
Aphidius gifuensis is the source of this 1092-nucleotide messenger RNA. It is a transcript of the gene Sf3a2, whose product is annotated as splicing factor 3A subunit 2. The transcript has 2 exons. Gene Ontology annotation, molecular function: zinc ion binding; nucleic acid binding. The record is from RefSeq and is a predicted model, not a curated record. The coding region runs from base 208 to 1035 and encodes 275 amino acids. Gene Ontology annotation, cellular component: U2-type prespliceosome; U2 snRNP; catalytic step 2 spliceosome. NCBI's taxonomy places the organism in Eukaryota, Metazoa, Arthropoda, Insecta, Hymenoptera, Braconidae. Gene Ontology annotation, biological process: spliceosomal complex assembly.